CCCUCCCUCCCAGCGACAACCCCAGCAAUGCAAGAUCCCUCGUCGCACACCUCGCAUACAAGCAAUCUCUCUCCUUCUCGUCACAAGCGCAGCGUUCGUACUCUGCUAGUUCGGAUACGUUCCAAACUGCGCCGAUCCAAGGUUGAGGAGUCCGAACCCGCUCACCUCCGGUUACCCUUCAUUCCUCCCGAAAUAUGGGGCAUCAUCAUCCAGCACGCCUGCGUAUUCAACCAUGAUCCCCUGGACACCUCGCACGAGCUUUCUUUCUUGGAAUCGCCCUCCACACAACUCGCCACAUACCGUGCGAGCAUGGCCACCAAGAAGAGUCUUUCGCUUGUCUCCCACCAAUGGAACGCGCUCGCACGCACGUUUCUCUACGAGUUUGUCUGGAUAAGUCGGGCGGCUCAAGCGAAGUCCCUGGCGCGCACCCUCCUUAUGGAGUACGUCGAAACCCUCCCUUCCAGCGGCAAGUUCAUUCGAAGGCUCCAUAUCGAGACACCAGCGCUCGAGCGUUGUGCGCCUGCUGACUUGCGCACCAUCCUGGACUAUUCCCCCCACCUCUACAUCUACUCCGACCACCAUAGCGUGCAGCGAAGCAUAUACGAGGACGCACCCGAUCCUCGGUGUAGCCCAGAGGAGAUCCUGAAGCUUGUGGCGCACCCCAAGAUCCGAAGACUGAGCUGGACCAGUUACGACGAUGUGCCGUUCGAGCUGCGGAUGGCCCCUCUUGGCAGCAACCUCGCCACCCGACUCGAGUACCUCGAGCUGUCCUCCCGCUCCUCCAGCAUUCCCAACCUGAGCACCAUCCUUUCAGGCCCGCCUGCCUCCGCGGGCAAGGACUUCCAACAUCUCCAGAUGGACGUUCACCUUCCCGCCCUUCGCGCGCUCAAGGUUUCCCUCGACAACAAUACGUUUGCCGUCCUUGCCUCCUGGGAUAUGCCCAACCUGACAAACCUGUCCGUGAUGUCAUCCGACUUCAGCUAUACCGGCGAAGGGUUUUCGCUCUUCUUCCAGGCACACGGCGCGAAGCUUACUCAGCUCGAACUUGGACACUCUUCGUCCGCACUCGAGGAGUACUACCUUACCACGCCUUCACACCUCCUCGUCCUCCAGCAACAGAACCAGAACCAGCAACAUCCACCGAUCCCGCUCGCAGAGUGGUGUCCCAACCUACGCGAGUUCAUCUGCUCCGCCGACGCGGAGUGGCACUGGCAGAGCCCGGACUGGAUUGCGCCGCAUAUCCUCCUCCCCUCGCACCCUCGGGUGGAACUUAUCGGGAUCCGCGAUAUCAACCGCCGCCUUCUCGAGGAUCCGAUGACGCCGAUGGACGCGCGCGACCCCUACGCGUACGCGGCUGACAUGGACGACAAGCUCUUCGACGCCCUCAUGUGCGACGAUGCGGACACGCCUUGCUUCCCUCUCUUCGAGCAGAUAUCGUCAUUGAUGCGCAGCGACGCAUUCCCCGCGUUGCGCUUCGUGCGCGAUCUCAGUGCGGAGAGCCAUCGGUUACGCACGGUGCGGCCGCACCCGCGCGUGCUCCAGUUUUGGCGCAAGGCCGUCUCCCGCUGUGCCGAGCGCGGCGUGUGGUUCGAGGACUGCACGGGCGUGAACAUCACCCAGCGCGGGCUUCGCCGCGCAACACUCACGGGCGACAGCGACGUCUGCGCAUAACCCUCGCGCUAGGACGUCGUCCGAUCUAUGCUCCCCGCCGAUGUUCUAGGUUUUUGGUUACAUAUGGACACCCCCAGUCUCGGUUUACGACUAUGCCUACGACAUCUCAUGACAAGCCCCUUAUGCAUCUCCCUUCCUCUCACUCCUGCGUACGGUGCCGCGCCGCGAGCGUCCGUUGCGCGCAUACCACAUCCCGCCGCUACUCCCACUUAUCGCAUAGCACAACCCCCAUCUAUCUAUCCACUCGCAUUCCCCGCCUCGCAUCAUCUCGCAUCGUGCCCGCACCCCUCAUCCAUCUUCAUCCCACCAUCUGCUUGCCCCCUUCAUCAGAGCGGCGAAGCGCACACAGAUUGUACACACAACAUAUAUACAUACACAUGCACACACAUACCCUCGCAUCCGCACACGGACAUCUUU
Molecule: messenger RNA, 2088 nt
Organism: Trametes versicolor FP-101664 SS1
Lineage: Eukaryota; Fungi; Basidiomycota; Agaricomycetes; Polyporales; Polyporaceae
Exons: 2
Coding region: 28-1671 (547 amino acids)
Source: RefSeq, a predicted model, not a curated record